Plasmodium cynomolgi strain B is the source of this 399-nucleotide messenger RNA. RefSeq lists its product as hypothetical. The transcript is spliced from 2 exons. The record is from RefSeq and is a predicted model, not a curated record. Bases 1 to 399 code for a protein of 132 amino acids. NCBI's taxonomy places the organism in Eukaryota, Apicomplexa, Aconoidasida, Haemosporida, Plasmodiidae.
AUGGAGAAUUACGAAAAGCUAUUCGAAAGCAUGAAGCUGGAAGAUGACAACGCAUAUGAAAUAAUAAAAAAAUGUGAUGAAAAAAAAUUAAAAAAAAUUCUGUACAAAUCGAUACAUGACCCCAACGUAAUGCCAAGUUAUUCGACCUUCAAUUUGAGGGGAAAACGAUACAACAUAUCUAACGUGUCUGGGGAGUCCAUCAAAAAAAUAGAGAAACAAAAAAAAGUGAAAGAAUUACAAAUAAGCUAUGAAAAAAAACUCCUAAAAAAAGGAGAAAAAAAUCAAAUGAUACCUUCAUUAAAUGAAAUAAAAAAAGUUAACCCAACUUUAUUAACACCGACGUUGAUUACAUAUAUGAUAAUGCUGUGGAGGUUAUUCAUUCCAAACCUGUGCCAGUAA